AUGAGUUCUCGUCUGAUGAAAUCGAUAAUCUUUGUCUGGGUGGCAGUGUGUGGUACCAGUUUCGCAUACUUGGAUGCACGCGACCCAGCCUGUUCCGUUACACUCACUGAGAAUAUCUACUCCUCAACAGUGACAGAAUAUCUUUCCGUCGCUACAUUGUACGCGACGAUGAAUCCUUCUACUUCAACAGUCUACGAAACAGUUUCCGGAUCAGGAUGUCCUCUACCUUCGAGAUCUUGCACUGCCACCGUCACGCAAACGAACAUGACAACAAUCACAGAAACUUUAUUUGCUACCAGCUCAACGGUAUUCUCGUCGUGGGCGACCUUAAAUGUUACGAUAUACACCACGGUAUCUGGAAGUGAAUGCUCAUUGCCAGCCGUCAAUUCUACACCUUCGCCAUCCCUCUCUGCGGAGUCCGCGAGUGCUAUUAAAACCACAUCGACAGAUGCUUCUACAUCAUCUGCCUCAACUUUGACUUCAAAGAGUUGUGCAUCAACUCCAACACUGAUCAAUUCUGGCUUCGAGUCCGGUGCUUUGGCUCCGUGGGCACAAAUCAGCAACUUCGACGACGGUGCCGGCCCGCCCUCGGUCGUUUUCAGUACACAUAAUCCUCUGAAUGGGUCUUACUAUUUGUCGCAAACACUUAACGAUGGCACCGAUGCGAUGAUAUACCAAGAUGUCCCUGCAAAGGAACAUGCUAUAUCCAACUUUGCGAAGCAGAGAACGCAAACUCGAGGUGUGGUACCCAGGACACAAGAAAGUGCGAGGAUUGAAGCUUAUAUUGAGUGCCUUGGUACAGGUGCAGGGAGUCUCAAUACCGUGCUCAUCGACACAAUCACGAUCGACUGA
Molecule: messenger RNA, 852 nt
Organism: Mollisia scopiformis
Lineage: Eukaryota; Fungi; Ascomycota; Leotiomycetes; Helotiales; Mollisiaceae
Exons: 4
Coding region: 1-852 (283 amino acids)
Source: RefSeq, a predicted model, not a curated record